AUGGUUUUGAUUGCCUUAGAGAACAACCAUUUAUAUGUUAAUAAAAAAAAAUGCACUUUCGCUAGUAGCCAGUUGGAAUAUUUGGGCCACAUUGUGUCGGGGGAAGGCGUUUAUGCGGAUGCUAGUAAGAUUCAAGCGAUGUUGGAUUGGCCGACUCCUCGUUCUCUCAAGGAGUUAUGUGGUUUUCUUGGUUUGACCGGUUAUUACCGGCGCUUUGUGGCUGGGUAUGGACAUCUUGCUUGGCCGUUGACGCAACAAUUAAAAAAUGACAGUUUUCAUUGGUCGACAGAAGCUGAAACCGCUUUUCAGAAAUUGAAGCAGGCUAUGACUACUGUCCCAGUUCUCUCCCUACCAGAUUUUUCCCAGCCAUUUGUAGUCGAAUCGGAUGCUUCGGGGUUUAGAAUUGGCGCGGUUUUAAUGCAACAUCAGAGAUCAAUAGCCUAUUUCAGUCAGGUGUUGUCGUCUAGGGCUCGUACAAAAUCUGUGUAUGAGCGCGAGUUGAUGUACAAACCCGGUUCUGAGAAUCGAGUGGCUGAUGCUUUGUCAAGGCAGCCCACUGGUUUGGAGUUGUUGCACCUUACCACUUAUGCGCUUUAUGAUGGGGAUGGAAUUUGCCAAAAAAUUCAACAGGACCCGAGAUUGUCGUUAAUUCAGGCUGCUCUGUGUGCUAAUUCUGCCACUGUGAAGGGGUGGGUUCUCCUUGUGCAAUGA
This is a messenger RNA of Morus notabilis, 711 nucleotides long. RefSeq lists its product as uncharacterized. The coding region runs from base 1 to 711 and encodes 236 amino acids. Lineage: Eukaryota; Viridiplantae; Streptophyta; Magnoliopsida; Rosales; Moraceae. The transcript is spliced from 2 exons. The record is from RefSeq and is a predicted model, not a curated record.